AUGUGGAUUUUCAGGGUGAAGCGGCCGUCAGGCACUCCGCCUGUCUUCAAGGCGCGUUACGUGGCUCGAGGCUUCAGUCAGCGGCAGGGAGUUGACUACUUUCAAACCUUCUCUCCCACCCCGAAGAUGACCACUCUUUGGGUGCUGCUGCACAUAGCCGCUCAGCGCGAUUACGAGCUUCACUCUCUUGACUUCAGCACAGCUUUCCUGCAGGGCAGCCUCCAUGAGGAGAUCUGGCUGCGCCGCCCUCCUGGCUUCACUGGGUCGUUUCCUCCUGGUACCCAGUGGAGCCUCCGGCGGCCAGUCUACGGUCUCCAUCAGGCGCCCCGUGAGUGGCACGACACACUGAGGACUACGCUUGCGGCUCUUGGGUUUGCUCCUUCUACAGCCGACCCGUCGCUGUUUCUGCGCAUCGACACCUCUCUGCCGCCAUUCUACAUCCUCGUGUACGUCGACGACUUGGUAUUUGCCACUGCUGACACUGCUGGACUCGCCCACGUGAAGUCCAAGCUGCAGAAGAGACACACGUGCAUAGACCUGGAGCACAUGGCUGCAGCGAAGAGGGUGUUGCGCUACGUGUGCAGUACGUCGGGCAUGGGGCUAGUGCUUGGAGGGCGACUUCGAGUGGUCCUCACAGGUCACGCUGACCCUUCUUGGGCUGACGACUAG
Molecule: messenger RNA, 669 nt
Organism: Closterium sp. NIES-65
Lineage: Eukaryota; Viridiplantae; Streptophyta; Zygnematophyceae; Desmidiales; Closteriaceae
Source: the annotation of a GenBank genome assembly